CGGAAACCGAAACCACUUCAUGGAUGAAGAAACAAUGGUUACAGGACAACACAGAAAAUCUGUCCCAGAGAAUCUGAAGAAACAGCUCGCAGUUUCAGUUCGAAGUAUUCAAUGGAGUUAUGCGAUCUUUUGGUCUGUCUCUGCUUCCCAGCCUGGAGUAUUAGAAUGGGGAGAUGGAUAUUAUAAUGGAGACAUCAAAACGAGGAAGACGGUUCAAGCUUCAGAGAUCAAAGCUGAUCAGCUUGGUUUACGGAGGAGCGAGCAGCUUAGAGAGCUUUACGAGUCUCUCUCCGUCGCUGAAUCUUCUUCCUCAGGAACCCUCGCGGGAUCUCAGAUCACUAGAAGAGCUUCCGCCGCCACACUCUCGCCGGAAGAUCUCGCCGACACCGAGUGGUUUUACUUGGUUUGUAUGUCAUUCGUCUUCAAAAUCGGUGAAGGAAUGCCUGGACGAACAUUUACAAACGGUGAACCGAUAUGGUUAGGCAAUGCUGGUGCUGCUGAUAACAAAGUCUUCAGCCGCUCUCUCCUGGCAAAAAGUGCUUCUGUUAAUACAGUGGUUUGCUUCCCGUUUCUUGGAGGAGUCGUUGAGAUUGGAACCACAGAACACAUUGUAGAGGACAUGAACGUAAUACAUUGUGUGAAGAAAACAUUCCUCGAAGCUCCUGAUCCAUACGCUACAAUAUCACAACCAAGAUCUGAUUAUCACAUAGACAAUGUUCUCGAUCCGCAACAUAUCCUAGGCGGCGACCAGAUCUAUGCUCCUAUGUUCGGUACUAAGCCUUUUCAGGCAACUUCUCCGAGUAGAAACACCAACGGUUUCGAUCCUGAACUCGAACAAGUAGCAGAAGAUCAUGAUUCGUUCAUGGCCGAAGGAAUCAACUCGCAAGUACAAAGUUGGCAGCUCAUGGACGACGAGCUCAGUAACUGCGUUCACCAAUCGCUGAAUUCCAGCGAUUGCGUCUCUCAAACGUUUGCUGAAGCAGCGGCGGGACGGGUUUCUUGGAACGCAAGAAAUGGUAAGGCUCAAAGGUCAGGGCAUUAUCGAGAGCAACAGAGAAAUGUGAAGAUGUUAUCUUUUGACCCAAGAAACGAUGAUGUUCAUUACCAAAGUGUGAUCUCCACGAUUUUUAAGACCAGCCACCAGCUAAUCCUCGGACCACAGUUUCGUAAUUGCGAUAAGCGGUCAAGCUUCACGAGGUGGAAGAAACCAUCAUCAUCAUCAUCUGGAACCGCAUUAGUUGUACCACCAUCACAAGAAAUGUUGAAGAAGAUUAUUUUCGAGGUUCCACGAGUGCACCAGAAAGAGAGGUUGUUGUUGGAUUCACCGGGGGCUGGGGAUGAAACGGAGAACCAUGCGGUUUUAGAGAAGAAACGUCGGGAGAAACUGAACGAACGGUUCUUGAUCUUGAGAUCAAUCAUUCCUUCAAUAAAUAAGAGCGAUAAAGUAUCAAUUCUUGAUGAUACGAUUGAGUAUCUUCAAGAGCUCGAGAAACGGGUUAAGGAACUAGAAUCAUGCAGAGAACCAACCGAUGCAGAAGCUCGUGAACCAAUGACAAUGAAGAGGAAGAAGCCUUACGAUGCAGGUGAAAGAACAUCAGCUAAUUGCCCAAACAAUGAAAUUGGCUACGGGAAAAGAACCCAUGUCGAAGAAGCCGAACCAGCAGAAACCGGUUUAACCGAUAAUUUAAGGAUCAGUUCGUUUGGAAACGAGGUGGUUAUUGAGCUGAGAUGUUCUUGGAGAGAUGGAGUUUUGCUUGAGAUAAUGGAUGUGAUGAGUAAUCUCAACUUGGAUUCUCAUUCGGUACAAUCCUCGACCGGAGACGGUUUACUUUGCUUAACCGUCAGUUGCAAGCACAAGGGUUCAAAAAUAGCAACACCAAGAAUGAUCGAAGAGGCACUUCAAAAAGUUGCAUGGAUAUGUUGAAGACGUUUUUAGCUUAAAGUAUUAGCAAGAUAUUCUCCCGCUUAGGUUUUGUAAUCUUUGGCAUUUUCUAAUUUUAGGAAUUCAUGUUGAAGACGUUUUUAGCUUAAA
Messenger RNA from Eruca vesicaria subsp. sativa (arugula), 2032 nucleotides. Lineage: Eukaryota; Viridiplantae; Streptophyta; Magnoliopsida; Brassicales; Brassicaceae. The record is from the annotation of a GenBank genome assembly.